This is a messenger RNA of Camelina sativa (false flax), 1659 nucleotides long. RefSeq names its product putative two-component response regulator ARR20. Gene Ontology annotation, biological process: cytokinin-activated signaling pathway; phosphorelay signal transduction system. The record is from RefSeq and is a predicted model, not a curated record. NCBI's taxonomy places the organism in Eukaryota, Viridiplantae, Streptophyta, Magnoliopsida, Brassicales, Brassicaceae. Gene Ontology annotation, molecular function: DNA binding.
AUGUCAGUUUCAGCUAACAUACUCGAUGAGAACUCUCGCAACUUGCGGAAAGAGGUUUUAUCUUGUGAUGAUGAAAUUGAAUCUCCUAUCAACGAUGACGACGAAGAGUUCCCGACGACUAGUAUUAGGGUUCUUUUGGUCGAUGCAGAUUCCAAUUCUUUACUCCUCAUGACGAAUCUCAUGGCACAGUACUCCUAUCAAGUAACGAAGUAUGACAACGGAGAAGAGGCCAUGGCUUUCUUGAUGAAGAGUAAGCAUGAGAUCGAUCUAGUACUUUGGGAUUUCCAUAUGCCUGAUAUCAAUGGACUCGACGCUCUCAAUACCAUUGGUAAAGAGAUGGAUUUACCCGUAGUAAUCAUGUCUCAUGACCACAAGAAGGAAACUGUGAUGGCAUCUACCAAGAACGGCGCGUGUGACUUUCUCGUGAAGCCGGUGAGCAAAGAGGUCGUUGCUGUUGUAUGGCAACAUGUUUAUCGCAAGAGGAUGUCAAAAUCUGGUUUAGUUAAACCGGGUGAAUCAUAUACGGUUGAAUCAGAUUCAGACGAAUACGAGGGUUUAUUAAGGGAAGACAAUCUCUAUCAGAGCAACGGAGAAGGCUCCAAGAACACUUGCGAUCAAAGAGAAGACACGUCUUCCGCCAAGAAACCUCGGAUGAAGUGGAGUGCUGAACUUCACCAAAAAUUUGAAGCAGCUGUCGAAAAGAUCGGCAGCGUUGAGAAGGCGUAUCCGAAGCAGAUUCUCAAAUGCAUGCAAGAAGAUAUGAAUGUCCAGGGGCUCACUAGAAACAACGUAGCAAGUCAUCUUCAGAAGUAUCGUCAAAGUUCCAACAAAAAGACCAGCACUCCGCAGGAGACCCAAGAAGAUUUUGACUGGUGUAACACUGGGCUAGAUCCCCCUGAUCUCGCAGCUUCUAAUCCGCCUCUAAGCUCGACUAGAGCACCCUAUUUCAUGAACAAUUUUCAAGCAGCUGCCGUGCCAAAAACAUCAUAUUUCACGACCGAUCAAACCGCACCACCGAUCCCGUAUUUAUCAAACGGUUAUAACCUGCCGAUGAACAACAAGAACAACUACUUCAUGGCCAGCCAAUUCCAGCAGCCGCUGCAACAACAGCAGUACCAAUAUCCUUGUCUAAAUUUGCCAUCCAUUCUAACCAAGCAAGAAUCUGGACACGUGUCUUCAGCCAUGGAAACUUCAGAUACGCUCAUCUAUAACAACUCAAGUUUCCCUAAUUUUGAUCACGACGAGUAUUUCCUACCAGCAGAAUUCACUAACAACAACAAUCAUGAUCAGUUCCCACCUGCUGGAUUAAACAACAAUCGUGAUCAUCAGUUCCCACCUGCUGGAAUGAACCACAAUCAUGAUCAGUUCUCACCUGCUGGAAUGAACAACAACAACAACAACAACAACAACAACAAUCGUGAUCAGUUCCCACCUGCUGGAUUGAACAACAACAAUCGUGAUCAGUUCCCACCUUCUGGAUUGAACAACACUCGUGAUCAGUUCCCACCUUCUGGAUUGAACAACACUCGUGAUCAGUUCCCACCUUCUGGAUUGAACAACACUCGUGAUCAGUUCCCACCUUCUGGAUUGAACAACACUCGUGAUCAGUUCCCACCUGCUGGAUUCAACAACAAUUUCGAUCAAACUUGUCGAAAUUGA